Penicillium taxi is the source of this 5898-nucleotide messenger RNA. RefSeq names its product putative tRNA-splicing endonuclease. The coding region runs from base 1 to 5898 and encodes 1965 amino acids. Gene Ontology annotation, molecular function: helicase activity; transcription termination site sequence-specific DNA binding. The record is from RefSeq and is a predicted model, not a curated record. Gene Ontology annotation, cellular component: nuclear body. Gene Ontology annotation, biological process: termination of RNA polymerase II transcription. The transcript is spliced from 3 exons. Lineage: Eukaryota; Fungi; Ascomycota; Eurotiomycetes; Eurotiales; Aspergillaceae.
AUGGAGUAUGUGGAUGCAAUCAGAGAGCUCAAGGGUCUUCCCGAAGAAAUCCAUUUGUUCUGUCCAAGACAAAACGCUACAGAUUAUGACCGUUAUGACGAUUUGACCCAAGACAACAAGGAUGAGCAGGGCAGGACCAUCAAGGAUGUGGUGGAGGAGGCUACAGCCCGUAAACAAAAAUUCCUUUCUUGCAUGCGAAUACUGGCAUACAAUGCCGAUGGCGUGGAAGAAUUGCAAUCCUGGGUCCUGGGCAAAUUAGAUGACACAUUGGAGAAGUGUGACCUCUGUAUCAUGCAGUACUACACCGGCAAGAUCUGGCUUAUGGACAAGCUCAGUCAAGAGGGUUACCAGGAAGAAGAAAUCGAGGAAUUCUCUCGAAGAAUAGACGAGUUGGAUAUCAAGCGCAUUACUCGGAAUUUGCCCACAGCAACUCUGCAGCUACAAAGUGUUCUGCCCCAGAAAAUCGCACUAGAUACCUUGGAUCGCGCUGCACUGCUGUCCAUCUUCGAGACUUUGAGCUGUGAGGCCAUGCUAAAGAGCGAGGACCUCCUUCAAAAUCAUUUCGAUCUGCCGUUCAAGCUUAUCCAGACCAGGCGGGCGUUGAAGAUCUCAGAAUAUGUUCCGGCUGUGACACGCUUUCUAUUUGAUUCGAAUCAGACUCGCAGCUUCUGGGCCAUCUCGUCAUGGACUCGAUACACCCGCCCUCCAACCACUCUUGAAUUUGAAUGGGCUAUCCGAGAUGCACUCCUUGUUGCACUGCGGGCUGCCUCCCAGCAACCGCCGCCGGCUAUUAUCAUCCAGAGGUUGUGGCGUGGCAUGCAGCUCAUUGUGAAGAGACUGGAUAAGGAGCAGAUCACUCAUCAACUCCGUGCUUUAGAGAUUGAUCCAUGCCGCCUAACCGUUGAUCACUUACAUAUCCCAACUCCGGGAUUGCGAUAUCUCCUCAACACCAUACAGACACUCUUAGAGAAAGCACCCACCGUGUUUUGGGAUGCCAUGCAGACUAUCUCCCCCCAGGCUAUCAUAGAGCAUACCUUCCACAACCCUCAGUUUCACGCAUUUUUAAUGCAGACCGCAGACGGUGAACCGUAUGAGAAGUCUGCACUACAAGACAUGCUCUCAUGGAUCAGCCCGUUUCUAGCGUCACUCAAGGGAGCUCGUCAGCCAUCGGCAUGUAGGUCUUUAGCCGAGAGAUUGUUGAAAAGUCUUCAAGACACAAAGUAUCCGAACCGGGCUCGAUAUUAUUGUUUCCUCGAAGGUCUAAAAAGCCUUCUUGGUACUCUUCGUAUCUUCACGGACAACGAAAAUUCAAGAAGCUCGGUCGAAAAAGUCGUCCUGAGCGAAACCAUGGAUGCUCUGAUUGAUACUAUCGACAUCAUAUUAGAGCCGCCAACAUUUUCUGUCGAACAAGGGCGACAGAAAGAGAUUAGUUCACUAUGCAUGGACGUCGUCCGUAAUACAUUAGCCCUAGAAUGCCAGUCAUUGAAGAGUGACUAUGAAGUCAUUCUCAAGCAUGGUACCUUGUCUCAUGGCGUUUCAACUUACUCAGCCCCCAUUUGGGAUGCCGUCGUCAGGAACCUCCGGAAGGACAAUCUUCCCCUGUCAACGUCGGCAUUGCUGGCCAUUCUCCCCCUAGUGGGCCUGGAAAAGUUCACCUCGAAGGGCGGGGCUAAUCCAGAAAAAACCAAUUUCAACAUGAUCUAUGGUCAUCUCAUCCAUCUAUCAUGUCAGAUCAUUGAGCGUCUAUCUGAAUUCCCGCCUGACCAUUUGAAUAUACUCUUUCAAAGCCAAGACACGUGUAGUGCUCUGAUCUCCACCCUUUUCGCUGCCGACCUGAACACCUACCAAACGGCUGUUGAUCUGAUCAAGAAUGUUAGUGGUCAAGCUGCCCGACGAGAUGCUAUCUCGUAUUUGCUGGAGUCCUCAUUUGUUACGACCAUGUAUGGUAUCAGUUGGUCUUUGCGCCGAAUUUCCAACAUGAAGACAUUUGCACCAGCACCAAGAAUGCUUCAUGCUGGGACUGAUAUUGUCGAAAUCUUGUGUAACGAUCAGACUGGUAUGCUUCGCACGCGUAAUUUGGUUGAUCGUCGUGAGGUUGCGGCUCUGCAAAAGCUUUGGGAGUUUUUAUGGCAAGCGCUAUCGACCAUAUUCAAUGAGACUGAGGCCUGGCACCUGCGCGGCAACGAAAAAUCAGUUAUGCUGGAGUUUUGCCGCGACACUAUUGAAUUUGCCAACUUCCUAUUUAAACAAUAUGCCGUUUUCGUGGGUGCUAUAGGGGAUGACGAAAAGUCAGCUUUGGAUUUCUUGAAGUCGCCCACAGCCACGAUGAGUGCAAUGGUAAAGUGGCUGCGACUCAAGGACGUCUUUCUAGCCGGCACCUUGGUUGAUCUUGUUUCGAAGCUCUUGCGACGCUUGGGAGAAAAGCAUGUGACAGUCAAGCCAGAUGCAUUAAGAUUCAUUGAAGGAGUUGCAGUGGAUGGCUCAGUCAAAACGAUUCUCACUUCGGUUGAAAAGGCAGAACUCGUUCGGUCACUUGAAUCAUAUUACAAGAAACCAAUCGUCACCGCGUCCACCGCCGCUCUCAAAAAGCAGAGUUCAAUCACAUCCUUCACCUCAACCACUACUCUUUCUUCUUCCUCUCCCCAUCACCCGAUUGAAAAAGACCUGGACAACGUCUCUGCUAUCACUCACCUUGAAUUCUCUCGUUCAGUUGAGCUGAAUAAAGCCCGCGUCGCAUCCUCUGCGAAAACGAAACCUAAAACAGCCCCAGUCAAACCCUCAGCUCCUAUCAGACGUGCCCCCACCAAGCCCGAUUUGAACGCCGCUGCUAGCUUCCGUGAGAAGCGCGAGCGUGAGAAAUUGGAAAAGAAGAAGCGGGACUUGGCUGAGAAGGCACGACUCACCAAGAUACGCACUUCAGCUACGGGCCAGACUAACGAGGCAGGCUCUGGUUUGAAGAAGAUUGGGGCAUUGGGUAAAGAUCAUACAAUUCCGCUUGAUAGUAUGAUGGUCUCUUCUGGAUCUGACACAGAUUCAGAGAGUGAAGACGAAUUAGACAAAGAGUUAUUCGGCGACAAAUCUAAGAAGCAGAGUACCGUUUUGGAAUACGAACACAAUAAGAAGAUGGCCUUCCAGCAGCAACCCGUGAAAAAGGCCAAACUCUCGAUCAAGGACGUGCGUGCUCGUCUGGCCCCAGACCUUUCAUCUUUGCAGCAUACAAUUCUCGGUUGGGAUUACCAUGAAACCGGUGAACUCCCCCCAAACUUCACUCAUGACUUAGUCCAGGUUCAAGGCACUUACCGCGACGCCCGUGAAUACAAGCGGGUGUUCGAACCCCUUCUUCUCUUGGAAGCUUGGAAUGGCCUCCAACGAGCAAAGGAAGAAGUCACCGAACCUUUCGAGGUCAGCAUAGAGUCACGUCUUAGUGUCGACAUGUGGAUCGAAUUCAGCACCAAGCCGCUGAGCAAGUCGGAUAAAGAUAAAAAAACGUUCAUCGGUGAAGGUGACGUGGUAAUCUUUUCCGCUUCCAGAAACAUGACCCAAGACUCUUUCGAACCCUACAUCCUCGCACGUGUUAAAAGCGUCAACUACCGAAAUGGUAAGCAGGAGGUGACAUAUCGCACGAACCCUGGGCGCAACCCAUAUCUGGCGAAAUUGGGGCCAAAUUCCAAGGCGUGGGGAGCCAAGGUCACCAGCUUGACAUCGACGGAGCGCGAAUACGCUUCCCUCGUGUCAUUAGAGUACUAUGAUUUGUGCUCUGAGCUUCUCAUGGCCAAUCCUUCGCCUAUCCUGAAAUAUGCCGACACUACAUUGCAACCAUUGGUUAAAAAUUACGAUGUUAACGUCGCCCAAGCCAAGGCAAUCAAGUCGGCUCUUGACAACGAUGGAUUUACUCUUAUUCAAGGACCUCCUGGUUCUGGAAAAACCAAGACUAUUACAGCGCUUGUUGGUGCUCUCCUGACCAAUGUUCUCGCCGCACGAGGUACAACCACCCUUAUAUCGAAAGGGGGGGUCCGUAACGCCGCUGUUGAUGAGAUUGUUCUCCGAUUGAAGAACGGCAUUAAAACCAUGCAUGGCCGUACUGAACAAAUUUCAGUCGUUCGUCUGGGCCGAAAGGAGGCUGUGAACUCGAAAGUGCUCGAUGUGACACUUGAUCAGAUGGUUGAAAAUCGCAUGAACACCAACACAAAACCAUCCGGGCCUCCAGUCGACAUGGCGAAACUAUGUGCAGAGCACAAAGAAAUCUGUAAUCAGGUGAAUGCGGAAUGGCAGAAGUUCAAUGAGUGCCGGGAGAAAGGCCUAUCAACUGGUCUUACAAUGCCUAAAAUUGAUUCUUUGAAAAAGAAGAAAGCACAACUGAGCGCCAUUAUCGAUAAAACCAAUGACAACAUGAAGACACAGACUCGCAAUAAUGAUAUGCAGAGAAAGGCAAUGCAGCAAGAGAUUGCUAGGAAGGCUGAUGUCAUCUGCACCACCCUCAGCGGAUCUGGUCACGAUAUCUUUCAAACCUUGGAUUUGGAAUUCGAGACGGUCAUCAUCGACGAGGCUGCUCAGUGUAUUGAGAUGAGUGCAAUGAUUCCUCUCAAGUACGGCUGCUCGAAGUGUGUUCUUGUCGGUGAUCCUAAGCAGUUGCCCCCAACUGUUCUCUCGAAGAGGGCUGAGAAGUACGAAUUCGGGCAAAGCUUGUUCGUCCGCAUGCAGAAGAACCACGCCGAGGACGUUCACCUUCUGGAUGUGCAAUAUCGUAUGCACCCAGACAUCAGCAAAUUCCCCCGUGCCGCCUUUUAUGAUGGAAAACUUCUGAACGGUCCCGACAUGGGUGACCUCCGAUUGCGUCCUUGGCACAUGAGCGAACUACUCAGUCCUUAUCGUUUCUUCGACGUUCAAGGCAUGCAACGUAGUCUCCCUCGUGGCCGCUCGUUGGUUAACCAGGCAGAGCUGGAUGUUGCCAUGCAGUUGUAUGAACGGCUGAUCAAAGACGUUCCUGGCUACGAUUUCGAUAAUAACAUUGGUAUAAUCACUCCCUACAAGGGUCAACUCUUGGAGAUGAAGAGCCAAUUCGCUAGACGAUAUGGUGAAGAGAUUCUGGACAAAGUUGAGUUCAACACCACUGAUGCUUUCCAGGGUCGGGAGUGUGAGAUCAUCAUUUUCUCCUGUGUCCGUGCCUCUAUGAAUGGUAUUGGUUUCUUGGAUGAUAUUCGACGUAUGAAUGUCGGUCUCACUCGAGCCAAGUGUUCGCUGUGGGUUCUCGGUAACUCUGAAGCUUUGAUGCAGGGCAGGUUCUGGAAUAACCUCAUUGAGGAUGCGCGAGAGCGAAAGCUCUACACCACCAAUCUUGGUAACCAGCUACAAAAGCCGCAGUCCAUGAGCUUUCAUCCCCUUGUGAUCAAGGCUAAGACUGUCUUGCCAGCCCCUAGCCAGAUAUCACCAAAGGGCCAGCAUGAGACUCGUGAAGUCCGAGUCUCUGCGGAUCUCGGUGGUCCCCUGGACAGAGCGACUGCGGACCGACCCCAGGUCUCGCCGACGAUCCAGGGUCGUCGAGUCUUAGCCUCUCUGGACUCUCUCGGCGGUCCCUUGGAUGGAUUGACUGCCCCAGGCCAGGGCCAGCGCCAGGUCUUGCCGACAGGCCAGGCCAAGAUUCGUGAAGUCCUAGUCUCUGACUCUCUCGGAGAUCCCCUGGGUGGAGUGACUACCAUCCAGGAUAGCGACUGUAGCAAGCGAAAGCGAACAGACUCGGUUUCUAGUGAGUCCACUGGCUCUAAGACCGCUGGUACUAAUUCCGCUGGCCCCAAGUCCUCUAGUAUGGAUGCUCCUGGUCCUCCCAAGAGAAUGCGACCCAAGAAACCAGUGGACCCGUUCAUUCGGCCUAAGCCUCGCCCCCACGGAGGACACAAAUAG